AGAACAGUUGCUGACUGUUUAAAAAAACAGAUAGAAGUCAAACCUGAAACAUUUCAGUCGGCAACAGUUUACUUUAGUGACAUUCAGGGUUUUACAGAUCUUUCUAGUGUCAGUGAGCCUAUUGAGGUAAUUUUUUUAAGCUUAUCUACUUUACUGUUAGAUUGUCGACAAGACUACAAUUUUGACUCAUUAAAUGGAAGUAUUUUCCUCAAAUUUUGGUGAGAAACAAUAUUUGUUAAUUCUAAAAUAAAUUUUUGCUAUAUCAUUAUAAGUAUAAGAAUAAGAAAAUAAUAAAUUGAAGUCACAAAAAUGGGAAAAAAACAACAACUCAUUGUCUUUCAACCAAUUAGACAUUAGAUAAUUAUAGAUGUUACUGUUUGAAUACACAUUUAUAGCACAAUAGGUACUUGAAGUGGAGCAAAUGAAAUAGUUAUGUUAAAUUACAUCUUGAUUCCCUUUGACAUAGCUUGGUUAUUUUAAGUCAAUUUCUAUAUUAUUUUUUUGUAAUCAACAUCUUUGAAAAUUAUCAAUAAGUCUUUUUUUCAAAAUAUUUAUCAGCUAUUCAGCUAACAGGUGAAGCAUCUCAUUAUUCUCAUUGAAAUCUCAAUUAUUGUCAUUAUUUCUUAACAGAUAGUCAACUUCCUUAAUGAUGUUUAUUACAAGUUUGACAGCAUUCUGGAUAAAUAUAAUGUGUACAAAGUAAAUUUAAACUUUUUUAAAAAUUGAUUAAAAUCAAACUUUAAUUAACAAAGUUUUCCAUUAUUUGACUACAGUGAUUAUUUCAGGGAUCUAAUGAAAAUUUUUUUUAAAAGGUUAAAUAUACUUUUUUAACACCUUUAAAAAUAAAUAAUAUGUUCAAAACAAUGUAAAUAAUAAUGUGAAUAAUUGAAAUCAAUUAUUUUUUUAAUAAGGCUCAUUUAAAAAAAUUAAUUUUAUAAUCUGGUUUAAAAUUCAAUUAAUUAAUGAGUUUUAAUAUUUGCAGGUUGAAACUAUUGGGGAUGCUUAUGUUGUUUGCAGUGGUGUGCCAGUUAGAGUUGAGAAUCAUGCUGAUGAGAUUGCCAAAAUGGCUCUACACAUUAUGUAUAGUUCUGCUGACUUGAAGGUUCACCAUCGGCCUGAACACAAGUUUCAUAUGAGAAUAGGAUUGCAUAGUGGUAAAUAA
Lymnaea stagnalis (great pond snail) is the source of this 1162-nucleotide messenger RNA. The record is from the annotation of a GenBank genome assembly. NCBI's taxonomy places the organism in Eukaryota, Metazoa, Mollusca, Gastropoda, Lymnaeidae.